UACUAUUGCACGAUACGGCGACGCUGCUCCUCCGUCAGCAGCAAUCGCUCCCGUCGGAAUCGUCGAUCCUCGAAACCCUUCCUCGCUCCGCCGUCGUUGAGCACGCGGUUAGGGUUCCGGCGAAGCUCCUCCUCUGUCAGGAAAUCCAAUCCGUGGCCCCUCUGCCUAACGUUGGAGCUGGCGAACGAACUCGCCCAAAUCGGCGUUCUCGUAGUCUGCCGUUCAGGGAUUGAAUUCAUGUCCGGCGUGUGAAUGAGCGACCGAGGCUUCCUCGGGUAGGAAGUGGAUGGAAGAUGCUCUUUUGGCCUUCCUUUUCUUGGUGUAUGGUCUGAACAGUCGUUCGAGCUGUUCAAUUACUGUCUUCGCGGAUUUUUUUGGUGUAAACAGCCCCUCAGCAUUGAUGAAGGGGAGGAUCAUCCAUGUACGACAAAGAUCAUUCAGUUGAGAAGGAAGCUGAAUCCCAUUGCUUACGCUUGCUGGUUCCUGACAUUGCACUCGGUUUCCCCCUUUUCCUUUUUUAACUUGUAGGCAUUACUGUGUGAGACACCGAGGUUAGAUAUCCGAGCCCUCCUUUCUGUGGCAUCUGCAAUAUUGUCCCUAAUUCUCUCAUGACUUAAAUAUGACUGCUGUUGAAAAACUCUUGCGGUCGAAUCUCCCUAAAACCUUGACUUACUAUCUGCAUCCUGUUUUGUCAUCAGCUACCCAACACUAUAAUGCUUCCUAUCAUGUAUCCUCUCUCUAUAAUUCAUCUAAGUGUAGGCACAAUUUGACGCAAACCGGUGCCAACCUUUGUUGGAGAAAUUGUCUAAAUGGUUCGCAUCACACCUAUGGCCAAUUUUCCUUGUACUCCUUAUAUUCAUCUAAACCCGCAUCAAGAUCUUUCAGAAGGAGAGCUAGUAAAAGAUUAAAAGCCAACAGCAGACCUACGCUUGAUGAAGCCCGAUUUAGACGGGUGCUUUCCCAACUCCCACCCAGAUUUUCAUCUGAAGAACUUUGCAAUGUCAUCACUCUCCAGGAGGAUCCUCUAAUUUGCUUGGAGCUUUUCAACUGGGCUUCUCAACAGCCUAGGUUCAGACAUGACGCUUCCACUUAUCAUAUCACGAUAAAGAAGCUCGGUGUUGCAAAAAUGUACGAGGAAAUGGAUGGUGUCGUUAAUCAAGUAUUAGCUGUUCCUCAUAUUGGGACCGAGCCUCUUUACAACUCCAUCAUAUACUUUUUCACUGAGGCAAGGAAGCUGACUAGAGCAGUCAAUAUAUUUAAGCAUAUGAAGAACUGCAUGAAGUUGGACUGUAGGCCUUCAAUUAGAACUUACAAUCUUCUAUUUGCAGCAUUUUUGAGCAGGGGAAGGAAUUCUUAUGUUAAUCAUGUGUACAUGGAGACCAUAAGAGGCCUCUUUAAGCAAAUUGUCAGUGAUGGGAUUGAACCAGACAUCUUUACUUUGAAUUGCAUGAUAAAAGGUUAUGUGCUUUCCCUCCACGUGAAUGAUGCUUUAAGAAUAUUUCAUCAGAUGGGUGUGGUUUACAAGUGUCAGCCGAACUCCUUCUCAUACAAUUAUUUAAUUCAUGGGUUAUGUGCCCAAGGCAGGACAAUAAAUGCGAUUGAGCUGUGCAAUGAAAUGAAGGAAAAAGGGUAUACCCCUAGCAGUAAGUCGUAUAAUUCACUAGUGAAUGCUUUGUCUUUGGGUGGUGAAGUUGAGGAUGCAGUGAAUUAUUUGUGGGAGAUGAUUGAAAAGCAGAUGUCAGUCGAUUUUAUCACCUAUAGGACAAUCCUUGAUGAGAUAUGCCGACGAGGAAGGGUAGAAGAGGCUAUGAUGUUGCUGAAGGGCCUGCAAGAGAAGGACGUUCUGGAUGUAGAUACUUAUAGGAAGCUUCAAUGUGUGUUUGAAGAUGAUUUUGGACAUUCAGAUCAUAGAAAUGUAUUCAGGAGUUAAAUCGUAUGUCCCGCUCUCUUCCUUCUCUGCUUGUUUGUUAGAAGAUCAAGCUGCAAUUCGCUUCCAUUAUCCGGGAUAGGAGCGGAGUGUGCCUCUAUGAUCAACAUGUCAAUUCUUAGGCAUGUGAAUAUUCUUGGUUCUAUGAGGUGCUUCUCAUCAUCUGGACCCCAAAUACUGAGGACCGGAGAUAUCUUAAGGCAAA
Syzygium oleosum is the source of this 2132-nucleotide messenger RNA. RefSeq names its product pentatricopeptide repeat-containing protein At2g27800, mitochondrial-like. The record is from RefSeq and is a predicted model, not a curated record. The transcript has 3 exons. Gene Ontology annotation, molecular function: protein binding. NCBI's taxonomy places the organism in Eukaryota, Viridiplantae, Streptophyta, Magnoliopsida, Myrtales, Myrtaceae. The coding region runs from base 620 to 1930 and encodes 436 amino acids.